This is a messenger RNA of Closterium sp. Naga37s-1, 996 nucleotides long. NCBI's taxonomy places the organism in Eukaryota, Viridiplantae, Streptophyta, Zygnematophyceae, Desmidiales, Closteriaceae. The record is from the annotation of a GenBank genome assembly.
AUGCUGCCUGCAGUGCGUAGUUCCCCUGCCCGCGUGGGGCAGACGAGGAGAGGAUGGCCCACGCUGCAUGUGCGGGUGUGCCCCAUUCUCACCUCAUUGCACCGCAUUGGACCCUUCCCUGUCUGCCUGAUUGUUUUUCUCAGGCCAUGCUCAAGUGCGCAUCUCCCCUGCCCGUAUGGGGCAGACGUGGAGAGGAUGGGGCACCUCCUUGGGAUGGUGAGAACCUGGGAUGGGUUGGUGGUGGUGAAUGAGCGAUUCAAUAGCCACUCCAAGAAGGAGAACGGGGGGGGGGGGGGGGUUGAUGCGAGGUUCGCCAACUACAUCGGCAAGCUCCCACCACACCAGCUCACUUUCCUCCUCGACCUGCUCUCCCAUCCCUCCAUCGGCCUCGGGUUCGCAAACUACAUUGGCAAGCUCCCAGCACACCAACUCAAGUUCCUCCUCGACCUGCUCUCCCAUCCCUCCAUCGGCCUCGGGUUCGCAAACUACAUUGGCAAGCUCCCAGCACACCAGCUCAAGUUCCUCCUCGACCUGCUCUUCCAUCCCUCCAUCGGCCUCGGGUUCGCAAACUACAUUGGCAAGCUCCCAGCACACCAGCUCAAGUUCCUCCUCGACCUGCUCUUCCAUCCCUCCAUCGGCCUCGGGUUCGCAAACUACAUUGGCAAGCUCCCAGCACACCAGCUCAAGUUCCUCCUCGACCUGCUCUCCCAUCCCUCCAUCGGCCUCGGGUUCGCAAACUACAUCGGCAAGCUCCCAGCACACCAGCUCAAGUUCCUCCUCGACCUGCUCUUCCAUCCCUCCAUCGGCCUUGGGUUGAACCUCGCCCGAUACCUUAUCGGGGGCAGCUUCAACCCCCUCCUCAGCCCCCAGUUCCUCACAGAAGCCUGCGAAGCCAUGGCGAUUCCUGGUUACCGCGUAACCGCGUCCGGGCCGUACGACUGGUCGGCGGAUUGGCGGCAGCGGAAGUGGGGAUACCGCGGGGCUAAGUACCGGUAA